AGAAUAAUUGUGCAUAGAAAUCUGAAAGAAAUUUCUUACAGGAUGAGAUUGAAAGGCCUAAUUGAAGGGGCUGUAGAUCAUCAGGGAGCUGGCAUGGCAGCUAUCGGAGGUGCCGGUGAAACUCUGUUUGAAGUUCGGAAAAGGAUCCUGAACACACGAGAAAUUAAGCUGAAACACAUGUUGGAGAAACUACGCAAUCAGAGGACACUUUUGCGUAAGAAACGCCAUAAACUUGAGUAUCCAGUAAUUGCUGUUGUUGGAUACACAAAUUCUGGUAAAACUUCUUUGAUAAAGGCUCUGACUGGAGAGAGAGAUUUGGAACCCAAGGAUCAUCUUUUUGCUACAUUAGACGUAACAGCUCAUGGUGGUGAAUUGCCAUCUCGUCUGAAGGUGCUGUAUGUGGAUACAGUAGGCUUCAUUUCCGACAUUCCUUCCCACCUCAUUGAAUCGUUUGUGGCUACAUUAGAGGAUGCUAUGCUUGCA
Molecule: messenger RNA, 483 nt
Organism: Zootermopsis nevadensis
Lineage: Eukaryota; Metazoa; Arthropoda; Insecta; Blattodea; Termopsidae
Source: RefSeq, a predicted model, not a curated record